CAGUUCGGAAGGUUUUGCCAGGCUUGACGUUCACCAUGUCACAAAGGGGUUACGCCAGCAAUGCGCCUUCAGGGAAACCGAAAACGACACAGCUCAAAGAAAUGUUGAAUUCCUCCGAAUUAGAGUUUAUUAUGGAAGCCCAUAAUGGCCUAAGUGCCCGGAUUGUCCAGGAGGCAGGUUUCAAAGGUAUCUGGGGGAGUGGCUUGUCGAUCUCAGCUCAGAUGGGUGUCAGGGACAGCAAUGAAGCCUCGUGGACGCAAGUCGUUGACGUCAUGGAGUUCAUGAGUGACGUCACAGAUAUCCCCAUUCUGCUAGAUGCUGACACUGGAUACGGAAACUUCAACAACGCCAGGCGGUUAGUCCGCAAACUGGAACAGCGGAAUGUUGCCGGUGCGUGUUUAGAAGAUAAACUGUUCCCCAAAACAAACUCCCUCCACGACGGUCGUGCACAGCCCUUAGCAGAUAUUGAUGAAUUUUCCUUGAAAAUAAAGGCGUGCAAGGACUCGCAGACAGACCCUGACUUCUGUAUCGUCGCUCGUGUGGAGGCCUUCAUCGCUGGCUGGGGCCUAGAGGAAGCACUGAGGAGGGCUGAAGCUUACAGAAACGCUGGAGCUGACGCCAUUUUAAUGCAUAGUAAAAGAAGUGAUCCCAAAGAAAUCGAAGAAUUCAUGAAGGCGUGGAAUAACCAGGGACCAGUCGUCAUUGUUCCCACGAAGUAUUAUACCACACCUACCCAGGACUUCCGGGACAUGGGCAUCUCCAUGGUGAUAUGGGCCAAUCACAACAUCCGCGCCAGCAUUGCCGCCAUUCAAGGCACGACGGCGCAGAUCUUCAAAGAUCAGAGUUUGCUGAAUGUGGAGGGAAAGAUUGCUACAGUAAAGGAGAUCUUCCGUCUGCAGAGAGACCACGAGCUGGUAGAGGCCGAGAAAAAGUAUCUACCGGAAACCAAAUCUUAGCAAUGGCGGACUUGGUUACCUCUAGUGCACACAUACAUCAAAAAGAAUUCCACCUUAUUUCACAGUUAAACAAAAAAACUUUCUACCACAUGAACUAAGCUUUAAAAUGAGACGAGAAACUUUCAUGACAAAUGAUACGUCAUUAUCUGCAAUUAUAAAUGAUCUUUUUAUUACCACUGCUGCCUUGUAUCCAUACCUUACAUGAAAGAAAACAAAGGAAAUCCUUUAUAUCUA
Liolophura sinensis is the source of this 1190-nucleotide messenger RNA. RefSeq names its product phosphoenolpyruvate phosphomutase. Bases 36 to 956 code for a protein of 306 amino acids. The record is from RefSeq and is a predicted model, not a curated record. Gene Ontology annotation, molecular function: phosphoenolpyruvate mutase activity. The transcript has 8 exons. NCBI's taxonomy places the organism in Eukaryota, Metazoa, Mollusca, Polyplacophora, Chitonida, Chitonidae.